Messenger RNA from Monopterus albus (swamp eel), 5154 nucleotides. It is a transcript of the gene armc5, whose product is annotated as armadillo repeat containing 5. Bases 157 to 4134 code for a protein of 1325 amino acids. Gene Ontology annotation, molecular function: protein binding. The transcript has 8 exons. Lineage: Eukaryota; Metazoa; Chordata; Actinopteri; Synbranchiformes; Synbranchidae. Gene Ontology annotation, cellular component: cytosol. The record is from RefSeq and is a predicted model, not a curated record. Gene Ontology annotation, biological process: anatomical structure morphogenesis.
CUUCCCUCCCUGCUCCCUCACUCAACCGCCCCUGUUUUGUUGUUUGGCUAAAGAUGGCGUUAGCGGCUAAUACAGACGAUUGCAUUUUGUUUCACAAAAAUUAUUCGGCCAGUGGUAACAAAACAUUGACCAAAUAGGGCUUUAGUUCGUUAUUUGAUGUGCAAAAUAUGUUACACUGAACAAAGCCACGUCCAUUACGUGGAACAACGCUUGUUCGGCCUUCUCACGAUGUUGGCCUGUUUUUCAGGGAGUGGACCGAAGCUGUUGGAACUCCAUCUCCCGUCACUAACUGCGGCGUCAGUCAGACAGACCAUGGAAUCAUCACCUGGACAAGGUGACUGGAAACAUUCUCGAGCAUCCUCUAAAGAAGGGCGCCCAUUGUCACCAGAGUCUUCCUUGACCUGGUGCUUGGCUCACCUCUCCAAACCAGGGGCUGAACAUCAGGGAAAUGGUAAGGCUGACUCAGGCAGUGGCAAAGAUGUAGACAGGAGGUUCAGAGACUCUCAGUGGCGGGCCCUGGUUGCUAUUCGAACACAGCACAUCAAGGGUGACAAGGCGGGUAUUGCUAGAUUCAGAACUCAAGGGGGUCUCCGGCCCUUGCUGGACCUACUUAAACAACCAGAGUGCUCCAGAAAACCACUGGACCUGGCUCUGAGCAUUCUGGCAAACUGUUGCACUGAGCUGGAGACACGCACAGAGGUACGGAAGCUUGAUGGAAUCAAUAUUGUAGUGGAGAUCCUAAAGAGAAAUAUGACAUUGGAGACUGUCCAGAACCGAGCAGCCCGGGCUUUGGGAAACCUGGCCAUGGAUCCAGAGAGCUCAGCACUGAUCCACUCUGCUGGUGGUGUUCCUCUCCUCCUCCUCUGUGUGUCUCUUUCCUCUGCCCCAUCUUCCCCCACUACUGCUUCACCCAAAGAGCCUUGUCCUAAACUGGAAUGUGCUCAGUCGGCUGCUCGGGCUCUCCUCUACCUCUCAGAUACACCCUCUAACCGCCUGUCACUGCUCACCCAAGGGACCUUAUCUGCUGUUGCCCCUUUCAUCGCUCCAGAAUAUCCCCAUGGUCUGAGGCGAGUGGCACUCAGGACCCUCCACGAGCUGACCCGUGGCUGUGGUGUCGAAUGUGCCAGGGAGGUGUCCCGUUCAGGGGUCCUUGCUCAGCUUGGUGUCAUGGCGUCGGGGGAGUCUGGCAAACCUUUUCAAGAGCUGGCACUGAAAACUUUGGCCAACAUGUGCUCCCAAGGGUGCCUGCGCCCUCUGGUGGGGUCACUGGGGGUCAUUCCAAAGUUCACUGACGAAGUGAAGAGGGACCCACUGAAGUCUGGAGUCUUUCUCAAGGCGCUGUGCUUGUGCUGCAAGGAAGCCGUCAAUCGGGCCAAGGUGAAGGAGAGUGAUGGACUGGAGGUGCUAAUUGGCUUUUUGUCUGCUCAUCAGGCUCAUCCUCUUUCCCGGCUAGCCAUCCUGGCCUGUGUAGACUUUGUUUUUGAUGAAUCUGCCAUGGAGCAGUUGCAGGAGUUAGGGCUGGUCCCUCUGCUUGUUGCACGACUAGUCAAGCUCACCAGAGGAGAGGACCAAUUUGCUGAGAAGAUGGAUGUAAGCAUCUCCUCCAGCAUAUCCCCCAAUGAACUCCUGCCCUCAUCGUGUUUUGAUUCCUUUGACUUUCCUUCUCCUGAGGGCUCCAAGAAGGAGGAAGCUGGAAGGGAGCAAGGUCUAUGCUCGUCCAGCUUUCUAAGUCUCAGGUCCUGGUUGGUGUCUGAGGGAUUGAUCUCUUCUGAGGGGGACUUGCUGGAUUCCUCUGGUGUUGACAGGGAAUGGGGUAGUCUUCAGAUCACGGCGUCUUCAUCCCCUCAAACCUCACCCCCAAACCCCGAUUCUAAAUCUCUUAAAACUUCUUUUUCAUCCAAUUCUGCUGCCUCUUCUGUUUCUAAAAAGGCUGCUCAGCCUUCCCCUGUGUCCUCUUCAGCUCAGCCCCAGUUGUCAUCUUCAUGGAAAAUCGCUGAUCCCUCUAGUCCUCAGCCUUGCCAUGCACUCAUACCCCAAACCCAACCCAUUUCCUCUAGUAUCUCCUCUCCCACUAAAAUGGCCCAGACUCCAGUAUUUCCAUCCAAGUUCUCAUCCCCUCACCAAAGGAGGCAGCAGGCUUUUUCUUUUUUGACUAAGGUGACCAUUGAUACCCCUCCCUCUCUGCCCCGCCCGAUGGCUUACCACCACCCUUACCACCCUGAACCCUGGACGCCUGAGUCUCCCAUCCUGCUGCUGCUGUCACGUUUCUCCCACGCCACCGACCCAAGUGCUGCUCUGGUCAGUUCAGGCAUCAUGUCUGGCUUGCUCUACUACCUCACCCAGCACCGGGACCCCAGCAGCAGGUGCUUCCGUAUGCUUUGCCGGUUGAGCUGCAACCCAAACUGUUUGCAGGCACUGGUUCGAACUGGCUCUGUAGCACUGAUUCAUCACCUUCUCUGCCAGAGAGAGGGAGGGUUUGAGGGAGAAGUGAGGCAGACUGGCAGAGUGAAAGCCAAAGUUAAACAACUUGGUGUUGCACUUCUCAAUAAUCUGCGUGUCCAGUGUGAGUCUGGUUUUGGCUCCGGGGUUCUCACCCAUGUGAUGCUGUCAGGCUCCGAGUCAGACAAGAUGAAUUGUGCACUAUCUUUGCCGUUAAUCAGCAGCAACAAGUCCCUGUUGAAGAAACUUCUUCUGGAUAGCGGAGGGCUGCUCUUGGCUCUGCAGCCACUUGUCUGUAAUGACAAUGAUGUGGAUGAAGAUAACCCCAUGGAAUGUGGAAGGUUGCUUUCUGACUUGUGUAAUUCACCACAUUCAGGCCUGAUCACUCAGCUCCACUCACUGUACUUCUCUCUCCUGAUUGAAUGCCUGUCCACCCUGACACGUAGCGUUAAAACUGAGCUCGACAAGAAACAUGUACAUCCAGUUGCAACACAGUCAGUCAGUAAAACUGGCAGAGUUUCGCCCCCUCCUUCAAAAAAGCCCCGCCUAGUUGACCUCUGUCCUUACAGUGUCUCAGACUUUGAUCUUGUUUUGCUGCUGGACAACGGGACUCAGGUCCCAGCUAACAGAGAGGCUGUGGCCGGGGUGGAGGGAACACACAAAGUCGCCUCUGAAUACUUCAGGGCUCUGUUGAGAGGCAGAUUUGUAGAAGCUCAGGGUAAAUCAGAAGAGGCCAUCCACAUCAAAGAUGUUAGCACAGGAAUGCUGCUACCAGUACUGCAUUAUCUGCAUGGGUGUCGCUUCACAGAUGGAGAGCAUAAAGGACAGUGUCACAUUUUAAAUACCUUGGUCCUUGAAGGACUGAGUAUCUGCCAACAGGAGAUGGAGGAACAUUCAUCAGAAGACUUAACUUUCCAAAAAACAUCUUUAGGCCAGAUGAUGAUUGGAGCCUGCAGAUUUUUGGUGACUGAGCUGCAGAGAGAGCUGGAGGAUCUCUGUGUGUCUCUUCUCCUGUCCUGCACCAUCAAGGCUGCUAGUCGAGCUGCAUCAGCUCCCAUAGAGGACGAUGCUGAAAAGGCUGCAUCUAAAACAGACCAAGAAUGCCUCGAGUCCGCUGAGGAGGCCCUGGCUAAUCCAACAUCUGAGCUUGACCUGACUGGUUCCAAAAUGCAAACAGAAAAUUCACCAGGACAGAUGAAGAAACCAAACAGGUCCUUAACACAAACAGAUAAUAAGAAAUCCUGUUUGGCCGGAAGAGUUCAAAAGUCCAACAGAGGACUUAAUACAGCUUUGGGCCAGAAGACAAUCAAAAGUGCCACUCCAGUUUCCAAACUGAGAUGUGCUUCAGUGGUGGACAAAUCACUCAAUUCAGAAGAGUUGACAUUAAGACCAAAGAGGUUGAUAAAAAGUUAUUCACAGCUGAAAUCAGCAAAGCUAUGUCAGUCAGAAGCUGGUGCCAGAGGUGGGGCCCUGGCUGCUCUCCUCCCACAGGUAUACUGGUUUUCCCAGCACUACGGCUACCCAGCGCUGGGUCGGGCCUGCCUGGCUCUGCUGCUGGGCUGUCAGGACUGUUCUCAGCCCUUCUCAUCCUUCUCCCUUGCUGGUGAUUGCCUUCACAGACUAGCCAGAGAGGCUGACUGUACAGAGACUCUGAAACGGGACCUGCUAAGUCUGGCCACAAUAGCUUUGAGCUGAGAUAGGAAGUAUUGAGUGGGGAGUCCAAUGACAUGAAGUCAGAGGGCACAAUUAAGUGAGAAUUAUCUAAGCUUCUAGAAGAGUUGCCAUUAAUUUUAUAACCUGCCCUUGUACUAUCAAGUGGACAGUACAGGUGCAGAGUAAUCUCUGAUGAAUUUCCUGAGCACUAACAGAACUGACUUCUGAUUGUUUAUUGUCAUAAUUUGGAUGCACAAUUUUUUUUUAGCAUGGAUGUAAAUUGACAUGAACUGCCACAGCAUGGCAUCAUUUUGUUAUAAUUUACCUUUGUUGGAUUAACUUGACAUUUGUAAUUUUAAUUUUAACAUUUUCUUAAUUUGGGGAAAAAGGCUAAGCAGUUGUUUAUAAUUGAUGUGUCAUUUAUCUAGAAGUACUGGGAUUAUCAGAGUUUAUUUUGUACAUAGAAAUAAUAUGGCCUGUAUACGGUGUAUAGGUUUCACUUGUUCCAUAUGAAUUUCUGUCACUGAAUAUAUUGCUUGAACAUCACUUUGCCUUUGUUUUUUUGUUUCUUGAGACUUGGUGUACAGAAUGGACACAGCAAUUUGACUGAGUGGUCUAAGAUGAUGUAUGUUGCUUAUAUCAUUUCAAUUACACAACAAAGAGUGAAACAGCUAUUGGAUUUGUUGUUAUAAAAUUUGGUGGGUACUCAUCAUCUCCAGACCAAAACCAUCUCUCAGUACUGUCCAGCGUUCCAUAUUUAUUUGUGGCUGUCAGCACCACUGAUUCCCACUGAAAAUGCAAACCUUUAAUUUGUUUGCUUUAUAUUUUUUUGUGCAACAGUCGAGCUGAGUGGCACAGAGGAAUUUCCUAUAGCGGGUUUGGGUUAACAAAAUAUUACCAGACUUGCUCAUUUAAGCCUGUGUGCAAGAUUUGAGUUUGUAGCUUAGCGCCCCUUAGUGGCAGCUUCUAUUAAUACACCACGAGAGACUGCAACACUUGAAAUACUGUAGCUCAGUAUGGUCGAACGGAAAAGAGACGUAAAACCACUCUUGUCUGAAAAAC